AUGGAAAAGUUUCAUAGUAACCCCAUUCCAUUGACAUCUAAAACAAUAAAAUAUUUUUCAAACAUUGAGACUUUAAAUAUUUGGUCGAAAAACGACGAAUUUUUUGGAAAUACUAUUUUUGACUUAACCAAAGAAAAUUCUCAAAAGAAAAUCGACUUUUUUAGAAUUAAUAUAUGGUUUGGAGUUGAAUACACUUUUGCUCAACUUCACAGCGACACAAACUUUUCUUUCAAAAAUUAUAUAUACACCAAAGAAGACCGAGAAAAGUACGGUGACACAAUCCCAUAUAAAACUAAGGCGCUUGGUGCAAAUUAUUUAAAAAAUUCUCAAAUCACAACUUUUGAUAUCCCAAAAGUAAUCACAUCAAUUGGCACAAAUUGUUUCUUUAAAUGUACUUCAUUGACUUCAGUGACACUUUCUGAUGCAUUAAAAGAAAUUGGAGAUAACUGUUUUUCACAAUGUCAAUCUCUUGUGUCGAUUGAUAUACCACAGUCAGUGUCUAAAAUAGGUAAUAACAGCUUUUCUCAUUGCGACAAAAUCACUUCCAUUAAACUUCCUGGAGGUCUUGUUACCUUGUCAACGGAUUUGUUUGGGUUUUGUAACAAAUUAGAGUCGGUCACAUUUCCAUCAUAUUUACUUACAAUAUGGGAUCGUUGUUUUGAAUUUUGUAUGUCAUUAAAAUCGAUAAAAAUAGCACAAUGUGACAAUAGUAUUGGCGAAUGUGUCUUUCUUAGUUGCACAAACUUGACAUCUGUAUUUAUUGGAGGAAAUUGUUUUGAUCUUGGUGAGAGUUGUUUUAUGGGGUUCAUUUCACUUGUCUCAAUACAAUUACCAGACAACAUAUCGAGAUUUGGAAUCGAAU
Molecule: messenger RNA, 862 nt
Organism: Entamoeba invadens IP1
Lineage: Eukaryota; Evosea; Mastigamoebida; Endamoebidae
Product: leucine rich repeat containing protein BspA family protein
Exons: 1
Source: RefSeq, a predicted model, not a curated record